AUGCCGUUGGAUGAAGAGGGUGCAAAAUGGUCCUGUGAACCAUGCAUUCGCGGUCACCGAUCUUCAAAAUGUCAGCACUUCGACAGACUAAUGAUGAAAGUCCCCAAAGCCGGUCGCCCUUUGGCAAAAUGCCCACAUCCAAAGGGAUCAUGCAGCUGCCAGAGAACUUUUUCGAUGAUGAUCCGCAUUCCCAAAGGUACUGGUUGCGUCUGCCGUCCUAUCGAUACGCCAGAGGAAAAUUCUCCUCGAAAUUCAGAGCCUGCCAGUGCUACUCGUGCUUCGCUCUCCUCUCUGACUACAUCGCCGGCCUCUUGUAAAAUUCAAAAACCGGGCAGACGACAAAGCAGCAUCCAGGCCGUCCCCGAAAACAUUGCCCGAGCCCUUGAAUCAAUGCCAGUCAAUAUCAAGUAUGACGAGGACGCGAAAGAAAACCCCACUUCUCUUUUGUCUUUUCCCUUGGACCACAAAGUGUACACUCAUAAUUCCUACCAAGCCAUGCAUGCCCUUCCAGAGGCAUCUUACACCCCGCAGCAGACAAACGGAUCGAGCUGUUGCUCUAAAAAGCCCCCCCCUCCCCCAGUUGCUUCCAGUGGAGGGGGAUCUUGCUGCAGUGGAAAGGCUAGCAGCGGAAAAUCUGGCCCACAACCCACGCCCUCUAUUGUUUCUAAUGUGCCUGAGCUGCAUCAAGAACACCAACAAGGUUACCAACAAGGUUACCAGCAGCACUCACAGGAACCAAAUAAUUGGAAUGGCACGUCCUACUCAAGUUUCACGCCAGCUCAGAUGGCAUGGCGUAACCCUCUGCCUUCUGCUCAGCCUGCCCAGGGACGGUUCAUGCAGCCCUAUGGAUUACAAGAAAACAAUGUACCCCACGCCUACAUGAAUGGUUUCUCGCAAAGUGGCCCUUCUGAUGUGCACUCCCAUGCCGCGAACGGUCUCGGAAUCCCGCCAAGCUCUAUGUCGUCUUACAAUUCUACACCGUCUCAGAAUUCGGUUUACACCCCUACCAAUAUGAGUGGUGAUCCGUCUCAUGAUUGUCAAUGCGGAGAGGAGUGCCAAUGCUUGGGAUGUGCAGCUCAUCCUUUUAACAAUACCACUCGCCAACGUGUCCAGGAAAUGGGUGAAAUGAUGACCAUUGGUGGUGGAAACUCAGCGAUCGAGAUGUACCAGUCCCCAACGAUGCAGGGUAAUCACAAUUGGGGGCACUUCAAUUACCUACCUCAGGGGCUGGACCACAGCCAGAGCAUGCAACAGCAAACCUUCGACCCAUACUCGGACCAGUCUCAUGUGACCCAAGCGUCGAAUUUCCCACGCCCAUAUACUUCACCUGUUCCAGUCGGCCAGGUCAUGAACGAGCAGCUGAUGCACACCUCUGAAUACUACACUCUGGAGUAUCCGGUAGGAAUCCCUUCAGCUUGCUCAGACGUGACAGGCAGUUGCCAGUGUGGCAAUGACUGCAGCUGUGUCGGCUGUCUGACUCAUAGCGGCCACAAUGGGCUACCGCUUGAGGCUCCUUUGCAAGAGCCCGCACUCCCUAUUCACAGCAAUGAUGAUCUCGUCUCAUCUGGUGAACAGCUACCUGCGACAAUUUCUAGCAUGCAAACCUCUCGCAUCCCGGUACUUGAGAACAUAUCAGUACCGUGUCUAAGUCCGCGCACACUGGAGACAUCGAUGAUUUAA
This is a messenger RNA of Penicillium waksmanii, 1680 nucleotides long. RefSeq names its product copper fist DNA-binding domain-containing protein. Gene Ontology annotation, biological process: positive regulation of transcription by RNA polymerase II; intracellular copper ion homeostasis; intracellular iron ion homeostasis. Bases 1 to 1680 code for a protein of 559 amino acids. Gene Ontology annotation, molecular function: RNA polymerase II cis-regulatory region sequence-specific DNA binding; DNA-binding transcription factor activity, RNA polymerase II-specific; copper ion binding. NCBI's taxonomy places the organism in Eukaryota, Fungi, Ascomycota, Eurotiomycetes, Eurotiales, Aspergillaceae. The transcript has 3 exons. The record is from RefSeq and is a predicted model, not a curated record. Gene Ontology annotation, cellular component: nucleus.